AUGGAGAUCCGGUGGUUUAAGGAGACAGACUGUGUUUGUGUCUAUAAGAACAGACAGGUGACAGAGGGGAGACGUUACGAGGGCAGAGUGAGUCUGUUCACUCAGGAGCUGGAGAGAGGAAACGUCUCCUUACAGCUGAGAGACUGUACAGAGUCAGAUGAUGGACAUUACCUGUGUCAGGUCACUGAUGGAGACAGAACAGAGGAGAUUACAGUAGAGAUGUGGGAUCCUCAAGAAAAAGACGUCUGGGUUAUUCAGAGUAACAAAAAAUGGACAGAAGAUGAGAGAAUGAAAAUGAAGAUCUCGGCUCUACAGACUGACCCGAAGGAAGCAUUAAAAUCACUGGAACAUAAAGACCAACAGCUGGAGGAUUAUAAAAGACAAAUAGAGAAUAAAGAUACAGAACUGAGAAACAGAGAGAAAAUCAUCGAGGAGAAAGACGCACAACUCAAAGAUACAAAUACAACACUAGAGAAGACGAGUAAAGAGCUAGAGGAGAGAGACAGAGCUCUACAUGAGAGAGAUCAACAACUGAAACUGAAAGACACACAGAUACAGGAGACACAAAUACAAGUGGAGGAAAAGGACAACAGACUUGUGGAGAAGGAGAAAGAAUUAAAUGAGAAAAACGAAGAGCUGAAGAUUCUAAAAGAACGUUUAGAGACUAAUGAGAAGACUCUUUCUGAGAGAGACGAAGUGUUAAUGGAAACUAAUAAUAAACUUCAACAUGCUACUGAACAAGUUAAAGAGAAAAUCUCACAACUGGAGAAUAUGAACAAACUGCUGAGUGAGAAAGAAACACAGCUAAAGAACACAGAUAAAGAGCUGGAAACCAGUAAAAACAAACUGGAGACACUGGGACAGGAGUUGCAGGAUGAGAAGAGACAACUAGAGGAGAUGAUGAUCGUACUGGAGCAACAGAAAACUGAGUUAACAGAAAAAAACAAACAGCUUAGAGAGAGAGAGAGACUUCUAACUGAGAGAGAGAGACAGCUAAUGGAGAGAGACAAACAGCUUCAGGAGAAAGACAAAUGCCUAACAGAAAAUCAACAAAUGCUUCAGAUGAAGGACAAGACACUGGAAGAGAAGGACACACUGCUCAGAGAGGUAAGAGAAAAAUUAGAUAGAACAAAUCACAUGUUAAAAGAAAAUCAGUCUCAGUUGAAAGAGAAAGAAAGACAACUGGAGAGUGUAAUGAAAGAGCUGGACACCAGUAAAACCAAACUGAAGGAGGGAGACAAAAAGCUGCAGGAGAAAGAGAAACUUUUAAAUGAGAGAACUGAUGCACUUAACAUGAAGAAUAAAACACUGGAAGAGAAGGACACACUGCUCAGAGAGGUGAAAGAUGAACUGGGUAAAACAAAGAGGACAUUAGAGGAGAAUCAGACACAGCUGAAAGACAAAAAGAGACAACUGGAGAGUGUAAAGAAUGAACUGGAAUCCAGUAAAAACAAACUAACUGAACGAGACAAACAGCUUCAGGAGAAAGAGAGACUUCUAGAGGAGAAAACAAAGCAGCUGCAGGAACAGACAGAUCCAGAAUCAUCAGCCCCCAUCAGGAGAAGAAACAGCAAGGGAGGGUUACAUCCAAAUAUGAGUGGAGAGACUCAGGACUCAGCAGCACCAAUCAGGAGAAGAAACAGUACGGAUGGACAUCGUCCUACAUUGGGUGGAGAGUCGUCUAGUCCACAUUCUCCAGUGUCGGUUCCUGUAGCAGAACUGAGGCUGGUGCUGCUGGGGAGGACGGGGUCUGGGAAGAGUGCAGCAGGAAACACCAUCCUGAGCAGAGAGGAGAGGAACCAGGCUGCUACAUCUACAGCUACAUCUACAUCCACCCAGCAGAGUGAGAGCACACAGGGGGAGGUGGCUGGGAGGAAGGUGACUGUGGUGGACACUCCUGACUGGUUCUCUCCUGGACUCCCUCUAGAGAAGCUGAGACAUGACGUGGGACUCUGUGUCCAUUUGUCUGCUCCAGGACCCCACGCCUUCCUCCUGGUCAUACCUGUAAAGCAGUCUACAGGGGAGGAGAGAGGGAUGCUGGAGAAAAUGGAAGAUAUUUUUGGAGAGAGAUGUUGGAGAAACACCAUGAUCAUAUUCAAUGUCACUGAUGAACUUCAGAAGAAGAACAUUGAGGAGUUUAUUCAAUCAGGAGACCAGGAGGUCCAGAGACUGGUGGAGAAAUGUGGGAACAGGUUUCACUGUCUCAACAUUAAGCAGAGUGGCGAUGGUUCUCAGGUCUCAGAGCUGCUGGAGAAGAUAGAGAAAAUGGUGGAAGGAAGCAGAGAGAAAUUCUACAGCAGUGAGAUCUACCUGGAGACAGAAGCUCAGAUUAGAGUGUUGGAGACUAAGAUCCUGAGGGAAAGAGAAGAGAAAAGAAUGAGGGAGGAAAUUGAAGUGAAGGAAAAAAUAGAUAAGGAGGUGCAGGACUCUCUGAGAAAAAUGGAAGGAAUAAUCCAGGAGCAUGAAGGAGACAUCAGACAACUGAAUGACCGAACAACUGAACUGGAGAGAAAGAUGAAAGAAGAGAGAGAUGAAGAGAAAAAGAAAGAACUUAAGAGGGAGCUGAAACAAGAGGUAGACCGAAGGGCAGAAAUGGAAGAAAAGGUGAAGAAACUUAAAGAAAAGAGAGAGAGGGAGAGGAGAGAGAUGGAGGAGAGGCACCAACAGGAGAUGGAGGAGAUCAGGGAGGUGUAUGAGGGAGAGGUCAGGAUGGACCUCAUAAAGAUCAUCCUGCCUGAACUCCAGAGAAACAUUUUGGCCUCUAAAACAAAGAUGCAAGAAGAGUUCAACAGACAGAUGGAGGAGAAGAACAGAGAGCUGGAGACUCUUGAACAGAAACUUUCAGAUCUCACAGAGACUCAGAGUCUACGUAAAGAAGUUUAUGGGAAAGCUGUGAGCAGCUCAGAGUCAGAGAGCGCAGCUGUAACAGGAGAAGUGUCGAAGGGAAUCUUUCAGACAUUGACUGACUAUUUUGUCACUGGAUAACAGAGUUUAUAAAGCCACAGACACUUAAACAGUCUGAAAUAAA
Molecule: messenger RNA, 3028 nt
Organism: Clarias gariepinus (North African catfish)
Lineage: Eukaryota; Metazoa; Chordata; Actinopteri; Siluriformes; Clariidae
Product: trichohyalin-like
Exons: 6
Coding region: 1-2985 (994 amino acids)
Molecular function (GO): GTP binding
Source: RefSeq, a predicted model, not a curated record